Molecule: messenger RNA, 2917 nt
Organism: Daphnia carinata
Lineage: Eukaryota; Metazoa; Arthropoda; Branchiopoda; Diplostraca; Daphniidae
Exons: 3
Coding region: 777-2294 (505 amino acids)
Cellular component (GO): PRC1 complex
Molecular function (GO): protein binding
Source: RefSeq, a predicted model, not a curated record
AGGUAAGGUGUUAUUUCUCUCGUGGUAAAAAGUUAAAGUCUAAAACGGAAAGAGCACUUCCUUGGCGACCUCACUCCCACCGUCCGUUUGCUGCAUCCCACAGUCUGAUGGUUUUCCUAUUCGUUUUCUUCCUCAGCAUCGAACGCAGCUAGAUUUUUGUCCUUGAUACCAGGCUCGCAAUCGCGUCGUUAGCUGCGAUCAAAGAAGCUGUGUUAAUAGCCGUCAUAUCCAAGCCAUAUGGUCAGCUGCUGAUACAAUCGGUGUAUUUUUUUUUUCUUUCGUGGUGCCUUUCAGAGCAUGUCAGUCUGGCCAGUAGAACUGGCGUUGAACCGCACCUGCUACAGCCUGAAGGAAGAAGUAAGAAAAAUAUUCCCUGCUUGGCCGACUACAGUCACGACUUAUCGCUUGGUCAGUCAAGUUGCAUAAAGCAAACCCACCGGUGCGUCGCUUUGCGUUCUGUAAACGUAGCGAGUUUUUUCAUGUCGAGGAAGCUUUGCUUGAAGGGAAAGGAUUAAAAAAAAAAGGAAUUGAACUCAUCAAGCCGAGGGAAACUGGACAGUGCUUUUAGACCUUGACGAAGUACGAGAAUCUCCCUUGAGAGCUACUCUGUUUUCUGGUUUGUUGCCAGCUUGUGUACUUAUUCAAAGUCAUCAUUUUCGGAAAUUCGAAAAUCGAAUUUGAAAACAAACACAAAUUUGAAAGAAUCUCACCGAAUCAUUACGGCAUCACUUCGUGAGGGGCUACUACCGUGAAUUACCUCAAGGUUCCAUAGAAAAAUGGCGAAUCUGGAAACUGACAGCCCUGUCGUAUGGCCGAAAUGGUGUUACAAUAGUCGACCGAAGAAAGAAAAUGGCAUUCCUGACACGGGCGUUAAAGCUCCGUUGCCAAACAAAGCUCGCCGGAAGAAAAUUGUACGCAAGAAUGGUUCGUCUGUCAGUGUAAAACACGAACGUUGCAGUCCCGGCGCAGAGGCUGGAACAGGUUCUUCGCCAACCGUUUCACCAUACAGUCCCAUUUCUGGCUCCUUUCGACCCGCUACACCGCCAGCUGGAGAAACGGCAAGUGACUCGUGUUACUCCACAGUGGAACGAUUCAGCCCGCCCAACUACAACGCACCCAACAAUAAAUCCAUGUCGAAAGGACUGGAAAUGUCGCGGAACUGCAGCGAUUUCAUGCGCAGUUUGGCAGCGAAAUACAACAAUUCAAAUCCCAAUGACUACCGAUCGCAGGAAACCAACAGUUUCAUUUCGCUAUUAGAUUCGCGUGCAUCGUAUAAGGACUUGAUUCCAGGCGAAGCAUCCUUACAGUCAGCUCCCUUCUCCCUCUUUAACCUUCCGUUGAGUACGUUCACGUCUCAUGCGCUUGCUGCUAGUAAACACUACGAAAUGACAUCUGCAGUGGGAGAACCCGGCAAGAAAGAAAGGAAAGAAUUUCCUGCAAUUCCAAUGCUGCCUUUAUAUGGAUUGGGUCAAGACAACAAUAUUCGUCAAGCACUGCCACCUGGCUUCCAUUCGGGCCCUGCCAUGGACAUGAGUUCAACUCAAGCGCUGCUCAGCAUUGUCCGUUCGGCUGCUGCUCGUGGUUCGCCGCGUAUAGAUCCAUACGUUGGCGACACGGCAACACGAACUGGCAUAGCCUCGUUGAAACGGCCAGCUGAAACGGUUGCAGUGGCGUCUCACAUUCCAUUGGAUCUCAGCGCUUCUAUGGCCAAGCGGCCAAACAGGGAUUCACAACUCGAAUCACUGAGCCGUAGUCAAUUGUCCCAACGUUCUUCAUCUAGGUCGCCUGCUAUGGACUUGAAUAACGUUCCCGGGAGACAGUUCUCUUCUAUUGGCAGGAAGUCACCAUCAUCACGCUUCGCAUCAGACACCAUUAAUGCUUACGGAGAAAAAAAAGUACCCAUUCAGAACAAAAUAGCAGUAGCACAACUUCCCUCAAACCGUAGCUUGGGCUGUUCCGCCCAUUCUUGUAACGCGACCGCAGCAGAAGUCCGUGAGUGGUCAAUCAGUCACGUGGUGGAUUUCAUCAAAAGCAUCGAUCUCUGCUGUGAAUACGCCCAGGAAUUUGAAGACCAAUCAAUCGAUGGUAGUAUUCUUCCCUUGUUAACCGAAGAACACCUAAUUACAAGCAUGAACAUGAAACUCGGCCCAGCACUGAAGCUCAGAUCUGUACUGGCAAAAAAGAUAGGCCACUGCGCUAUAUGCCUUCAUUGCGUCCACUGUCACGCAGAGCCGACUAGAGUUGAAUCACCGCCGACUUCGCAAGACCACCAAGAUAUUGCUAAUAACACAUGAUUGUUUUAAAGUAGCUAGAGAUUUGUAAAUACGUUGUAAGUAGCGACAAACAGUUUUAUUAGUGGCUGUAAACUCGUCGCUUCCAAAGAUAAAAAAAUAAUUCAAUGCUACUACAUAAUACUGCUAGAUGCUACUUGCCGCCCACAAUUUUAGACUAGAGAGUAGUGAGGGUGGGAAAAUUGGAAGAGUUGACCGGCUCGAUAAUUAUUUUAUUAACUUAAUUUCUCCGGAAAAAAGGGGCCGAAUUUGGCAUACAAGAGAUAUGUAAUUUGGUAGUUAAUAAUUUCGGAUACAAAAUUUUUUUUGCUUAUGGGAUUGUGUAAUAUUGAAUACGAUGUAAGACGUGAAAAAAAAAGCAUCUCAAAAAGUUCAAUUGUAACAGUGCUUGAGUAGUUAAAAUAGGCCGCUAGAAUCCAACAAGCAAAUAUAACCAUUUUGAAUAAAGACCUAGUUAUUAUUUAUCCUCUCUGUAAAAUGGGAUAAUUUGUUUCUGUUAUUGUAUUUCAGGAAUCUAAUUAUUAUAAUAUAAAUAUCUUCUAAGUACUCGCAACAAUUUCGUUCAUGAUGUAGCACGAAAAUGUUAUAUUUGAAGCAAAUCACUGUCCCUUUUGCCUCACGCAUGG